UUCCUCUUCGGUCCAGCGCUUAUUGUCGUCCCCCUUCUGUCUCACCCGAUACUUGGUUCCUGUAUUGCAUGUAGACUCACUAGCUUCUUCUUUAACUAUGCGGUCAAUUGUGGGUUUAAUUGUUGUAAUUACCGCCGCUACUUUCUAUCUGUACAUUCUGUCUUCUUACCUUCCGACCGGACCGCGACAACUCCCACCCAAAGCGACGGAGGACGAAGAAACGUCUGACAUCGACACUAACAAGGACAGUGGAGAAUUCAAAGAACACAGGCUGAAGUUCCCCUCAGACCUGGUCGAGCUGAGGGAACUGGCUGAGCUGCUCCAGUUCUACAAGACAGAACACACUGGAUACCUUCUGCUUCUCUUCUGUAGCGCCUAUCUCUACAAGCAGUCCUUCGCCAUUCCUGGCUCCUCCUUCCUGAACAUUCUAGCAGGUGCUCUGUUUGGCCCAUGGCAGGGCUUGGUACUAGCCUGUGUUCUGACCACUGUGGGCUCCACCAUGUGUUACCUCCUCUCCCAGGCCUUCGGUAAGCGCUACAUCACAAACCUCUUCCCUGGCCAGGUCUCCAUGCUGCAGAGGAAGGUGGAAGAGAACCAGUCCUGUCUGUUCUUCUUCCUCCUCUUCCUCAGGUUCUUCCCCAUGACUCCUAACUGGUUCCUCAACAUGUCCGCCCCCAUCGUCAACAUCCCUGUCACAUUCUUCUUCUUCUCCGUCUUCAUCGGCCUGAUCCCAUAUAACUUCAUCUGUGUCCAGACGGGCUCCAUGCUGUCUGAGUUGUCCUCUCUGGAUGACCUGUUCUCCUGGGGCAAAGUGCUACGGCUGCUGGGCAUAGCCUGUGUGGCUCUGGUCCCCGGGACCCUCAUCAGACACUACAGCCAGACACACCUCAAACUGGACGGCCUGGCGGAGAGCAAUGGAGUCAACAAGAAGACUCAGUGAGGAGCGAACAAGGGUCUCCGCGUCCUGUGGAAAUAACAACACACAGAGGAUGAAGUUGUAGGAUUUGGUAUUUUUGGGAUAGUCUGUACUCUCCAAGUUCAGCCUCCAUUUUGUUGGUAAGACCCUGAGUCAGCCUGUACAUCAUCCUGUCAGUGGGCUGGAUACAGGGGAAAACAUGAUCAACUAGGUUGGGAACUGAGGUUUCCUACAGUGGAUGACCUCACAGCAGAAGGGAGAUGUGGAAGUCCGUGUGUAUGUUAAGAGAUUGUAUGGACUGAGUCUGUCUGUGUGAAGGUAUUUUAAGACAUUCGUGUUUUUAUGGGUGAAGGGAGGAGACAUGUUCAUUCAAAAUCAUUGUGUUGAUGUUCUUGUUUUGAUGAAGAUAGCUUUAGUUUUUGGAUAGAUUCUGUUGUUGGUACUGAUACACACGUACCUUUUUAAAGUGGCCUGUGUUUCUGUUGUAAACAGCAAGCAGAACAAGAUGUCCCACAAAGACUAUUCUAGGGAGGUGAAAGGUGAAUGGGUUUUGUAUGUUAUUACAUAGGGAAUUGAUUGGGUAUCUUUUUUUUUUUAAACAUAUUUUUCUGAAUCGUUAGACCUGUAUUUUAUUGAAAUACAAUAUUUUUACUAACUGCCUAUCAGCGUUAGUGUGAUUGAAAUUUAAAGGCAAUGUUCCCGUGUUUGGCUAAAUGCAUUCACGGUAAAUGCUGCAUAUGUCAGCUCAGUUGGAAAUUACCUUUAAAUUUAGAUUGCGCAAUCUGUAAGGUUCAGUGAUUCAGAUUGAGUUUCAUUAGGACUCUCUUCACCUUGAUUGGAUGUUUGCGUAAAUACAAGGGUUUCAUUUUCUAAUUGUCAACGAGUUAUCAAUUGUGAGGGAUGUGUAUUUAAAAAAAUAUAUAUAUUUUGUCACUUUCAAAAUGUAAAUGUUUUCUGUCUGGAUAUCUUAUUUGUCAAUAACAAUAACAGAUGAACAACAACCAGAGUGUUGUUAUUAUUAUUAGAUUUGUUUAAGGGGAUCAGCUUGAUAAAUUGUUGCUUCCGUCAAUGUAAUUGUCUGCAUCCAAUUCCAAUCCCCCAUAUAUUUUUGUAAAAAUUUUUAUUUCAUAUUUUACUUAAUUUCCCCAAACUAUACCAUCCCCUAAUUACAGAAUGGACAACAACUCUUAUGCUUCUACUUCACAGGAGGCUUAAUUAAUUGAGGAGGACUGGCUCAAGGUAAUGACGAGAGAAGAAUCAAAUACAUGGUUUCUGUUCCAGACAUUAUUCUCCCCUCAGCAGCCUCCUGUGUUCUAUUUCCAGCUCAUUAUAUAUUAUAUACAUUUAAAAUACUUCACGAUAGUUCUGCUUUUACCUUGUCAGCUCAGGGAUUCGAUCUUGCAACCUUUCGGUUCGCUGGCCCAUCACUCUAACCCCUAGGCUACCUGCCGCCCCAUCUAUACCUGAACACCAUCCAGGUUUGAUUUCUUUAUUGCCAUAUAUUUUUCAACUGAGUUGUGAUGUUUCACAAAAGUUUUGAACCUUUCUAUUCUCAUAGCUCGUACAGAUUGUAAAUUAAAGAUAAACGUUUUUGCUGAAAGUAUUAUAUUAUUGAUCGAUUGACUAUGACUUUUUAAUGUUUUAGUUUUGCCCCUGAUUUGUGGAAUAAUCUGCAGAGUUCACUGCAGUUAGAUGUACUGGUGCCUCUCAGGCAGUUUAAAUGAUUGAUUGAGGACCUUUAUGUAGUUGAAUGUGAUUGAUUUCAGUAAAUGUAAAAAAUAUAUAUAUAUAUAGUGCUGAUUUUAU
Messenger RNA from Oncorhynchus keta (chum salmon), 2722 nucleotides. RefSeq names its product transmembrane protein 41A-A-like. The transcript has 5 exons. The record is from RefSeq and is a predicted model, not a curated record. The coding region runs from base 98 to 940 and encodes 280 amino acids. Lineage: Eukaryota; Metazoa; Chordata; Actinopteri; Salmoniformes; Salmonidae.